AUGCCUGUUCAGAGCACUUUGUCAAUGACGGAACCUAUUCCUAUGUUACCAAACAUAUCGCCAACCCCGACUGCCGCUCAAUCGAUGGAUGAAUGUGAUAAUUCGACCAGCAAGAGGGAAUUCACCAUUACUACCUCGCUCAAACUGUAUGUAUCCAGCAAAAGCAAACAGAAGAAGAAAAUAUGGGUCCAGGUUACAUCAAAGAACGAUUUCACGGUGACCGUCGUACCCGGUGAUACUUCUUAUGAAGAGUUCCAAGACCAUGUGGCGGCGGCGUGCGAUCGGGAGGUUCCUAAUUCGGGUGAUAUUGUAGCUGAGAACAAACCCGAUCUCUUCUGGAAUGUGACUUUGAGCCGGGUAAAAGGUUGGCUCAAAGGUGAUGGCAGGACUCUUACGGAUGCUGAGUCGUUCGACGAUUGGAUGGCGGCGAUCCUGGCCAGCUGCAAGAAGAAAGACGUCCCCAUAACCUUGGCUCUCAGGAUGACCAACCCCGCCGAUAUUGUCAAACAAGGGAAGCAGGCCGAUAUCCUUGCGAAGUGGGCGAAACUUAAAAAGGCCAUGGAAUUGAAGAAAGCCGCCAAGCGCAAAGCCGGCGAUGAAGAUGACGAGGAUAUGAGUGGCGACGAGGACAACGAGAUCGAUCCGGAGGACUGGAAUGAUGUCGAUUUCCACAUGCGUGCACUGUUUGAUGCCAAUCCGAUCAACCUCGAAUACGAUGCCCAUUGCCCGGUCUUCCUCCACCCAACGGUCACUGGUAGGUAUAUCCUGCUGACGAUGGAGGCGUGCCAAGAAUGGGCAAUCGGGAUUAUGGAUGAAAAAUCCCCGGGGGUGAAUAUGAUGAGCCCCCCAAAGAACCUCACUUGGGAAGAUUUGGGGUCUACUAAGAAGAAGCAGAAGACCGCAGCCUCUGCAACACCGACUGGAGAGGAUAAGGCCACUUGGUGUCGAAUGAUGGUGGAAGCAUUUGUAGAGGUUGGUAAAGCUCGCGCAAGUGCUAACGAUGCCCCCCCCGGCUCCGAUGGGAUCCCUUACCAGCCCGACUCGGAGACGCAGAUUGUUGAUUACUUGCGCUUCUUGAACAUUCGCAACCUCGACUCGGUCCACAAUGUACUGACCUCGAACGACAUCCUCUCACACAAAAUGUUUCGCCCCGGUUCGUCGCUCAGCCGGCAAGAGGUCCUCAGCCUUGGCCUGACAUUUGGAGUGGUCACGGCAUUGUACGACAAUGCCGCUAAGUUCGAUCGUUUCCUGAGUAACGCUUCUUAG
This is a messenger RNA of Puccinia graminis f. sp. tritici CRL 75-36-700-3, 1266 nucleotides long. RefSeq lists its product as uncharacterized. The transcript is spliced from 3 exons. The record is from RefSeq and is a predicted model, not a curated record. Lineage: Eukaryota; Fungi; Basidiomycota; Pucciniomycetes; Pucciniales; Pucciniaceae. The coding region runs from base 1 to 1266 and encodes 421 amino acids.